Molecule: messenger RNA, 4845 nt
Organism: Oryzias latipes (Japanese medaka)
Lineage: Eukaryota; Metazoa; Chordata; Actinopteri; Beloniformes; Adrianichthyidae
Gene: slc1a6
Product: solute carrier family 1 member 6
Biological process (GO): L-glutamate transmembrane transport
Cellular component (GO): plasma membrane
Molecular function (GO): L-glutamate transmembrane transporter activity; neutral L-amino acid transmembrane transporter activity; glutamate:sodium symporter activity
Source: RefSeq, a predicted model, not a curated record
UACUGAGGAUCUGCUGGCUCGUAAGCUCGUGGUCUGUUGGACCUUCACUCAUGCGCGUGUUCGUGCACGUUAACGUCACGUUUGUGGGCGUCGGAGUGGAAGCUGGGCAGCUGGAUGCCAGCGGGGUCACAGAUUUACCAGCUUCCCACCGCUCCACAACAAGCAGAAGCACGUUGUCAUAGCAAUCAGUGCUCUGGGUUUGUAUCACAGCUUUCAUCUAAGCCGAAUCACAUCAGUCUUUACCGUGUUCAGUCAAAUUGAGUUUUUUUAAAAAAAUAAUAUAGAUGUCAUUCAAUAGUUUACCUGGUUAUUAAAUCCUGUCAUCCGUGUUUUUCUACUCCAGUUUUCCUGCAGACGGGCAGCAGGUGGGCUGUCUUGAUAAUCAUUCUCUCUCCCCAAGCAUCCUUAACCUCUCCUCCUCCCACGCUCAGCUCCCAGGAGCUCCUCCUCACAGGAAGCGAAGCUCAUCGCGCCUCGUAAAGCGGGAUGAGGAUGAUCGGAGAUCCUGAAGGACAGUGGUGAAGAAAGAAUGGACAGAGCGUAAGGCGGAGAGCGUUGUCCUUCUGUGUCUGAACUCAGGGUUUUCCUCAGGUGUGAUGGAUGAGGAAGUUGUGGAGAUGUGUUGGUGACGUGUCCUUCUGUGUUUUGCAGCUGAUUCCAGAAGAACAACAGGUUGGAACAGAAGAAUCCUCUGUGGAGACCAAACCAGGUUUCCCAUGAGACCUGCCUUCUCGACCAGGCUCUGGAGCUUAUUAUAAGCGAGAAGCCUCCCAACAGUGCAAGUCUCAUCCUGAACGAGGAUGCAGAGAAGCUUCCACUGCCCAACAGAGGAGAUCUGAGGAGGUGUCUACGCAGGGUCAUGGAGAAGAGAGCCAGCAGCGUGAGGGACCGGGUCACCUCCUUCAGCAGGAGCAGCCUGAGAGGCUUCUUCCAGAGGAACCUGUUUGUUCUGUUCACUGUUGCUGCCGUCGCUUUAGGUGCGAUCCUUGGUUUUUCUCUUCGUCCUCACGAUCUUUCCCUGAAGGAGAUCAAAUACUUUGCUUUUCCUGGAGAGCUCCUGAUGAGAAUGCUGCAGAUGCUCGUCCUCCCUCUCAUCGUCUCAAGUUUGGUUACAGGUAUCUCCUCUUUGGACAGCAAGGCGUCGGGUAAGAUGGGCGCGCGAGCCGUGGCCUACUACAUGGUCACCACGCUGGUUGCCGUGUUCAUUGGGAUCGUGAUCGUUGUGAUCAUUCGGCCUGGGAAAGGCAGCAGGGACAGUCCCGUGACUAAAAGCGGACACAUUGAACCAGUUCAGGCUGCUGAUGCUUUUCUGGAUCUCAUUAGGAACAUGUUUCCUCCCAAUCUGGUAGAAGCUUGCUUUAAGCAGUAUAAAACUGUGUAUAAGAAGACUGUCUACACCAGAAACGUGACAGUGACUCUGAAUUUCACCGACUCUCUCAAUGUGACGGAGUAUGACCUGCGGGCGAACUUCAGCAGGGUGUUGCACACCAUGCAGGAGACGGUGGAGGAGACCGUUCCUGUGGCUGGCUCCUCAGGUGGAGUGAACGCUCUGGGUCUGGUAGUCUUCUCCAUGUGCUUCGGUCUGGUCAUUGGUAACAUGAAACAGCAGGGCCAGGCUCUGAGGAACUUCUUUGACUGCUUGAAUGAAGCCAUCAUGAGGUUGGUGGCCAUCAUCAUAUGGUACGCUCCAGUGGGUAUAAUGUUCCUGAUUGCAGGGAAGAUAGUAGAGAUGAAGGAUCUGGCAGAAGUGGGUGGCCAGUUGGGAAUGUACACGGUUUCGGUCAUUGUGGGUCUGUUCAUCCACGGUCUCUUUGUCCUGCCUCUACUCUUCUUCCUGGUGACCCGGAAGAACCCCUACAGCUUCAUUGGGGGGUUGCUGCAAGCUCUCAUCACUGCUCUGGGGACUUCUUCUAGUUCUGCUACCCUGCCAAUCACUUUCCGCUGUCUUGAGGAGAACAACCAUGUGGACAAACGAGUGACACGUUUUGUCCUUCCUGUGGGCGCCACCAUCAACAUGGAUGGCACCGCCCUCUACGAGGCUGUGGCGGCCAUUUUUAUUGCUCAAGUCAAUGACAUGGAUCUUAACUUUGGGCAGAUUCUCACUAUCAGUAUCACAGCAACUGCUGCCAGCAUCGGAGCAGCAGGCAUCCCUCAGGCUGGCCUGGUUACCAUGGUGAUCGUGUUGACAUCAGUAGGACUGCCCACCGAGGACAUAACGCUGAUAAUCGCUGUGGAUUGGUUCCUAGAUCGUUUGCGCACAACCACCAACGUGCUGGGCGACUCGCUGGGGGCUGGCAUCGUGGAGCACCUGUCUCGUGAAGAGCUGCAAAAUCAAGAUGCUGAAAUGCACGACUCAGUACUUGAGGCGAGCGAGAAGCCCUACCAGCUGAUAUGCCAGGAAAACGACACGAUCAACCACAUCAACAGUGAAACCACUAUGUAAACCUAAAGACCAUGUGUUGGAAAAUCCUCGCAAAAACAUCAGGGUCUUAGAGGAAAACUCAUGGGCAUCUUAUUUUAUGUUGUCUUUUUUUAUUUUAUUUAAAGACAUACCAGACACAGAUGUGAUGGAGAGUGUGGCUCAAAUAUCUGUAAAUAGGGCUCUAGCACAGCAGAAUCACGUGUAUAAAUAUGAACAAACAGAAGGGAAAUCUUUAAGUUGAGGGCAGAGAUCGCAAUAGAAUCCACAAGAUUUUCAAAAUAAAAUGCAGCAUGUGGGCUGCAUGAUCGCAAUCUCACCCAAAAGGCUUGUGAAUGGCGGUGUGAGAAUCUCUAAAUCUCCAAUGGGAUUUCAUACAACCAACCAACGCACCCUACUUAAGGCUAAUGUACACCGGGCUCGGAAAUGCGCAUUCAAGUGACCACUUCCUGUGAAAAGUCUAUGUAAAUGCCUGUUUUCAGAUAGGUACAUAAAAAAAACGCUUCAAAAGUUAAACCAGUUGAACUUUGAUCACUCAGGGACCUGGAUUUGGUAGUGACAUUUUAAUUCACGGACGUGAUCAUGGAGGAGAAAUUAAUAAUUGUAGUUUGUGCCCGGCCAGAAUUCUAUGACACCAAGUCUUUCAUAUAUAUCAAAAUAAAUCGGUGAAAGACAAAACCUGGAGCAAAAUUUUUGAGAUUUGCACCGCUUUGACAUUUCACACCACGCCUCUUUCAACUGUAGGUGGUGGACAUGCACUAGUAUUGGAUAACAGGAGUCUAGUGUAAACACCAUUGGCUAAAAAUACACACAAGAACGCGAAGAACACGUGCCUGGUGUGUACGUAUCGUUAGGCAUAGCUGCGUUUAUGGGUGACGCCCUGUACAAUCCUGUUCAGGGGACGUACAAUUUGAAAACCGCUUGCUGAGACAGAGGAGUGAACACUUAUUCAAGACAUAAAGGUGAACUAGGUAAGAUGCAGGCAUGUCGUAUGGAUUUUUCAUUUUUGAAACCCCUCCCAAAUCCAGCACACUGUGCAAGAAAGCCCGUUAGUGCUGUUAACAUGAUGAGUUCACGGUUCUCACAUGCACAUACAAAUACAUCAUGAGACAAUGAUACACUUACCACACGCUCAACAAUGGUACGUUCCAUUUUCAUGACGUCCCUUGAGGUGGCACACCUGCGCUCCGUUAACGAUGCAGUCGCACCUGUCUACGACUGUCUACGGGCCUAGACAACCCAAAAACCUGCAACAUUCAUUGGGGUUAACCCCCCCAUACAGGUGAAUGUGACUAAGGCUUUAUCCCAAGUACUGUGUCUGAUCUGGCUGGCUGACAACAUUUUAAAACGUGACCUGAGACACGAAAAUAGCAAGAAAUGAAGAGCUUAUCAUCUAUUUUCUGAGUCACGCGGGUUUGUCUUAUGGGACACAGGUUUACAGAAAAGUUGUGGUUUGUGGUUGUCAGGUGGAAUUUCUCUUCUUUAAGGCGCAAAACAUCGUUUAUAAAAGAUAAACUUAAUCAGUCAACUUUACAGAAUCAUUUUUACAACAUUUUCUUAUUAGCAACAGAGAAACAUUAUUUCAAAAUAAGAUACCAAUCCAAGUCAUCAGUAUCUGGUGACUCUUCAAAUCAAUUUUUUGCAUUUCAUAUUUACCUUACAAACCACUAUUUCUAUUCUCUUCUGGGUUUUUGAGUUUCCAUAGUAACAAAUAAAUCAGAAUGUAAAUAAAUAAUGUUUUGUUUUUUGCUAUGUGCUGGUCAGGUUUUCUUACUGAAUGUAUCGUUUAACAUUGAAUGUACUUGAGUGUUAAAUGCAGGAAAUCUUAAAAAAAAAGACAACUUAAUUUUACAUUGUGCUUUCUACAUUGUUGUGAUUUAAUAUACAUUUGAUGGUGUUGUGUUUAAACAGUAUGUUAAUUAACAGGCAAGUUUCCAAAAUCUCAAACAAGUUAAAUUUAUAUAUUUUACUUGUUUGAUUCAACUUUUUUGCCACAGUUAUAUUCCAUAUUCCUAAUAUUAUUCAGCAGAUUACUUUGUAAUUUUCCAAUUCUAAAUAUUUAUCGUGAGGCAUAAAGUUUUUAUGGUUGUGUUUAAGAAGUGCAUUGAAGGUCAGAAAAUGUUUUGAGAAAUGUGAUGUAAUGAUGUUUUAUUUAGUAGCUUACUUGAAGAUUUGGAAGUAUGUGACAUUUUAUCUGAUUGAAUCCUGUUGUCAGGGCUUUUCAGCUUUUUUAUCUUGACAGAGCAGCUAAAACUUUGCAUUUAAUCUGCAAAAAAUACAUGUUUUAUGAACUUUUUGUUUUAAUUCUGUGAAUGUGCGUUUUAAACACACAAGGAGCACCGACUCUUAUUUUGACAAUUCUUAAUGAUUUUAAAAUAAUGUUUACCUGCAUUUCCUGCAUUUUGUAAUAAAACAACACAAACUUA